Messenger RNA from Rodentolepis nana, 360 nucleotides. The record is from the annotation of a GenBank genome assembly. NCBI's taxonomy places the organism in Eukaryota, Metazoa, Platyhelminthes, Cestoda, Cyclophyllidea, Hymenolepididae.
AUGUUGGUCCUACUUGAAUUUGGUCUCUAUUGUCGUGUAUUCUGUUGCUUUGGAUGUCGGUCUGAGAGCCGCCAACUUGGAACCCGGAUAUUUGCCUAUGUUGAUUCCGAUCGAGCUGCAUGGACGAAUUAUCAGCAGCAGCAGCAACAACAGCAGGUGCAUCCUAUCAAAGGACCAUCCAACGGCAUGGGAGUUAUGCCUAGCAUUCCUCCACCUCCCCCCUACCCACCACCACCUCUUCCCUCUACUGGGGGACCCAUGGCUCCCCCUUUUCCAGCUCCGCCAAUUCCAACUGGAGGCCAAGAUGGGCAUCGACACCUUUCAGAUGAUGGCAGUCUACCUAGUGGCGGUAGUAAGUAG